GGGCUUGUCUCAUGGCGGGGAGAUGGCUGCUGCCUCCGGACCCGUAGGGUUGGGUGACCCACGAGGUCCUGCGCGCUCGGAGCCCCCUCCCACCCGCUUCCAUCAAGUUCACGGAGCUAACAUCCGCGUGGACCCGUCAGGAACGCGAGCCACACGCGUGGAGAGCUUUGCCCACGGUGUGUGCUUCAGUCGCGAGCCCCUAGCCCCGGGCCAGGUAUUCCUAGUGGAGAUAGAGGAAAAAGAGCUGGGCUGGUGCGGGCAUCUGCGUCUUGGCCUGACCGCUCUGGACCCGGCCAGCCUGGCCGCUGUUCCCGAGUUUUCACUGCCUGACCUGGUCAGCCUUGGUCACAGCUGGGUCUUCGCUAUCACACGCCACCACAACCGCGUGCCCCGGGAGGGUCAAGCAUAUGCAGAGUCAGCGGCCCCCAGCCGCCCCCAAGCCCUCUUGGUUGAACCUUAUCUGCGCAUUGAGCAGUUCCGAAUACCCCGGGACCGCCUGGUGGGACGCAGCCGGCCAGGACUCUAUAGCCACCUCCUGGAUCAGCUCUAUGAACAGAACGUGCUGCCUCCUACAGCGCGCCGUAGCCGCCUGGGUGUUCUCUUCUGUCCGCGUGAGGAUGGGACCGCCGACAUGCACAUCGUCAUCAACGGGGAAGACAUGGGUCCCAGUGCUCGGGGGCUGCCAGCUGCCCAGCCCCUCUACGCUGUGGUAGAUGUGUUUGCCUCCACCAAGAGUGUGCGCCUGGUCCAACUGGAGUAUGGCUUGCCGUCCCUGCAAACUCUGUGCCGUCUGGUGAUCCAGAAGAGUGUGGUGCACAGGCUGGCCAUUGAUGGGCUCCACCUGCCCAAAGGACUGAAGAACUUCUGCAAGUAUGAAUGAAGGCCUGAGGCCACCGGAGCAGAGCCGCAGAAGUGCCAUCCUGCCUCCAGGGCAGUGGCUGAUCCGAAACUGGCCACGUGGUGGGAAAUAAAUAGCCGGUGUUGACGUUCUGAGCACCGGAGGGUCUCCUCGUCACUGCAGCCCCGGGGCAGCCACUUCUAGAGUCACAGGCCAAAGAGAGUGUUUUAGAAUCUGUCUAGAUCAGGCCUUCAUAGUGUGUGGGCUCCUUUGAAUUAUCUAGGACACUUGGUGAGUGCCAAUGCGUGCGCACACACACACAGACACAUACACGCAAGCACAGCUUCCAUAUUCUCCUUUGGUUUGUGGUUUGUCAGAGAAUUAAACCCAGUCAUCAUGGCUUUUUGUGUUGUUUUGUUUUAGGCAAGGUCUUGCCUGCAGCCUAGAGUGGCCUUAGACUCCCAUAUUCUGAGAUUAUUAUAGGUGUGGGCCUCCAUGCCUGACAUAAACACUUUUUUUUUUUUUGUAAAAAGCCCCUUCAAAGAUUCUAAUAAAUGGUCAUAGUGAAGAUGCAUUUCACUAGAUCAGAGGUUUUACCUUUGGGAAAUAUUAUAUUUACUGCUUUGUUUUUGGUUUGUUUGAGACAAGGUCUUACUCUGUAACACGGGAUCUUGAACUGUGGCAGUCCUAUCUCAACCCGAGAGCCCAGGCAUGGCCUACUAGUUCUGCCUCCGUCUUUUGCAGUACUAGGGACUGAGAUUAGUGCCCAAUCCAGAUGAAUACUGUGCCACCAAGCCAUUUCCCAGCCUCCCUCCAACCCUUUGAGGACAGGUCCCAAUAUGUGGCCCUCGCUGGUGUGAGACUCACAAAGAUCUGCUUGUCAUUGCCACCUGAAUGCUGGGAUUAAGGGGUGUACCCCCACACUCAGAUGCCAGCCCCCUUUUAGUUGUCAUUUAGGACAGAGUCUAAUUGCCCAGGCUGGCCUUAAACUUGUGAUCCCUCUGCCUCAGCUUCCCAGGCAGCUGUU
Microtus ochrogaster (prairie vole) is the source of this 1865-nucleotide messenger RNA. It is a transcript of the gene Neurl2, whose product is annotated as neuralized E3 ubiquitin protein ligase 2. Gene Ontology annotation, molecular function: ubiquitin protein ligase activity. Lineage: Eukaryota; Metazoa; Chordata; Mammalia; Rodentia; Cricetidae. Gene Ontology annotation, biological process: intracellular signal transduction. The record is from RefSeq and is a predicted model, not a curated record.